CGCACGCCUGGGGAAUACAUAAUGUGGUUGGUCGAUAAACUGAGGCUCUGUCGGACGUACUCUCUGUCCCUUGAACCUCUAGCGCAAAAUGGCGAACAAUGGGGUCGUCUGCAACCCAUCAGCGAUCGGCGUCCUGCAUGGGCCCGUCCUCAAGUGUUCUUUCUGUUCACCACCAGUUUUCCUUCACCAGAGGCCUACUCUGAUAUCAUAGAGAAGUUCGAGCACCAGUUCAUUGUCCAGCAUCUCAUCUCGAUAUAUAUGGUCAUCAUGGACCGAUACUGCAUGCGGCUUAUGCGCUACGACCGCGCUGGCUCUAUCCUCACCCCAUGGAAGGACUACACCCGCGAUCCGAUUGUUCUCCCCGACCUGUUCUGGCGCCUCUCAGUGCUCACCGACGAGCAACUCGGCUUGGACCCGACGGCGAUUCCAAUACUCCCUGGUUCCUCGGAGGACGUGUUCAUGGACGACCUCGCCCGGAAACGCGUUGACACGGACAUAUCCUGGCGCGAGGGCUCUACGAUUCCAGACAUCAUAGACUCUCCGGACCCUGCUAGUGCACCGCAGUGGAGUUACGCACGCAGCUGGUUUGGGGACUCGAUAUACCCCGCGCAAGACUCAAUGGCACUCCCGGACUUUGCACACGAUCACCCGCGAUGGAAGCUGCUCGUUCCUUCUGGGGCCGACGUUCCGCCGCGGGAGUUUCUUGUUGGGGUCCCGAUCGCGUUCCGCUGCUCUGAGAAGAGAGACGUGAAAGUAGACGAACGCAACACCCGCGUCUUCGUCGCGUACGAUUGCACGGCGAGGCAGCUCGUGUGCUUGAAGGAUACCUGGAGAGCUGACAAGGAGGAUACCUACCAGGCUGAACGCGAGGGGACUGUGCUGGAGAAGCUGAAUGGAGCCGGGGUCCCUUUCGUUCCGACACUCAUAUGCGAUGCCGAUUUGCCUGGCCAAGAGACGCGGACGCAGCGAUUCUGGCCCAUCGGGGAUAUUCAUGAUUGUGCGAAAGAUCCGGUGCAGCGCGCACACUACAGAUUGGCGACGAAGGAACUCUGCAUGCACCUUUGUGAAGUCAAGAGGAGUCGUACGCUGGUUUCGAUCAUUGGCGAUUGCGUUACUGCACAUGCUUCAGCGGCGGAGUUGGUGAACAUCCUGCACGCCGACAUCAGCUACGACAAUAUCAUGAUAUGCCCGACCGUGGACUCUACAACAAACCCCGCGAAACCAACCGUGAAGUGGCGAGGGAUGCUCAUCGAUUGGGAGUUCCCUCGACCUGUCCCUACCCCCGAAAAUCUCCUCGCCGUCGCCCGCAUUACCAGCAGACGGUCUUGGAAGUAUGCAUCCGUUGAAUACAUGCAGGCCGAACAGAGAGCUCUCCACACACAGGACGAGCUCGAGUCGUUCUUCUAUGUCCUCCUGGACGGGGCUGUCCGCCAUCUUCCCAGCAACCUUGAGAGCGUACGGGAGUUUGUGGACGCGUUCUUCGCCACGACACCAUCUCAGAAUUACCCUCACGGCUGGAGCGUCUCCCCCUGGAAGCUGGACGCACUCGAUCAAUGUCGCAUCCUCCGUGCGCCCGCAAGGGACGGCAGUCAGCUACAGUUCUACUGGCACUCCCGCAGGGGAGGCGACGAAGACGGCGCCGAGCCCAUCGACCACGCAUUCAACGCUCUCCUCCAGGAGUACCUCUCGUGGUGCCACGGAGUCCGUCGCGUCCACUGCGACUCGAAACUCUGGCACCGUGAGUAUCUGCCCCCUGCCGAGCCCAACCCAGCGAUCAAGAAACUGGAUGUCGGGGAGCUUGCGGCGAAGCUAGACGACCACGGCGCCGUGCUGGCGUUGUUCCAGUCUGCGCUGAAAGCGUGGCCAGAAUAUCUGGUGGACGUCGCCCCACCAGCUGUUGUCAAACCCGAGCCGCGGGAGGAUGGAGAGGCGUUUUGGAGGGCGAUGGCGCUGCAGGGUGGAGUGGGCGAAGGCACCGCGCCUGCGGCGACGGAGAGCGAAGUGCUGGCCCGUGACGCGAGGAUGCAGAUGCUGAAGAUGAGUGCUGAGGAGCGAAGGGAGCGAGUUGCGGAGACGAGAAAAGAGGACGCGGCGAAGGAGAAGAUGCGCGAGGCGGGAGCAGCUUCGGUGAAGCCGCCCCCGAGGAAGACCAAGCCCCGGGUUAAUUUGCCCGUUAGAAGCUCGCGGCGCAUUCUGGGGGAACCUGCCACAGAUCCGGACGAGCCGCCCUCCAAGCGUCGCCGCCGACGAUAA
Molecule: messenger RNA, 2253 nt
Organism: Dichomitus squalens LYAD-421 SS1
Lineage: Eukaryota; Fungi; Basidiomycota; Agaricomycetes; Polyporales; Polyporaceae
Exons: 4
Coding region: 22-2253 (743 amino acids)
Source: RefSeq, a predicted model, not a curated record